GUAUGAAGCGAUAAAUCCAAUGUGAACGACUGCUUCUAACCUCGACCGCAGUCUCACAUUUUAUAUUCGUAGCAAGUCACGGUUGUACAGUUUUUAAAAUAAUUUUGCUCAAAUUUUUUAGUGUAGUACAUCAUACAUAACGAGAUAAUAUCCUAAUUGAAGUUUUUGUUAUAAAUAGUUGAUGUGUAUCUAUUUAGUGUUUUAUAUAAUUGGGCAACCAUUUUAAGUUUAUCUUGAGUAGAGUAGCCAUGAAGCGAGGAGCUGACGCCGACAUGGGUUCCCCGCAAAAAAGAUCACGUAGAGGCGAUGAAGAAGUUCGUUUACUUAUUCCCAGCAAGGUUGCAGGGUCAAUUAUUGGUAAGGGAGGACAAAACAUCACAAAAUUGAGAAGCCAGUACAAAGCAUCCAUUACUGUCCCUGAUUGCCCGGGCCCCGAACGGCUUCUAACGCUGUCUUCGGACAUGGAUUCCGUCUGCAACAUCGUUAAUGACGUUGUACCCAACUUGGAAGAAAACGGGGCCAGUAUCAAUGGAAACGAAUUAGAUUUGCGAAUGAUGAUUCAUCAGAGUCAAGCUGGAUGCGUCAUCGGAAAGGGAGGACAAAAAAUCAAAGAAAUACGCGAGAAAACCGGAGCCCGGAUCAAAAUUUACGCGAAUUUGGCUCCGCAAAGCACAGAUCGUGUCGUCAAGAUAACAGGGGAACCCGCAAAAUGCAUCGAAACAAUCAGAGAGGUUUUGACUCUAAUUAAACAGAGUCCAAUUAAAGGAGCCGUGAACCCUUACGACCCCCACAAUUACGAUGAGGUAUACGCAGAUCAAUACGGAGGUUGGGGUAACCCGGGAGGCGGUGGAUUCGGAAACCGCAGAGACAACGACGGUCCUAGGGGUAAUAUGAGAGAUGACGGCGGUCGAUUCGGACCUAGGGGACCGAUGAAUCGAGGUGGAAAUCGCGAUGGAGGAUUCGGAGGUUUUGGUAAUCGUAGCGGUAUGGGACCGGGAAAUCGUUUCGGAGGCGGUAACCGAGAUUCUUUUGGAGGAGAUCGUGAUUUCGGAGGUCGCGAUAAUUUCGGAGGCGGUGGAGGCUCCUUUGGAUCCAGAGGAGGUUCUGGUGGGGCGCCGUUCGACCGUAAUGGUUGGGGUGGCAAUAGCCAGUUCAAUAACCCAGCACCAAGCUCGACCGGCGGUAGUGCGUUCGGGAGCGGCGGAGGGGCCGGAAAAAGUACACAAGUAACAAUUCCGAAAGACCUCGCAGGUGCCAUAAUAGGUAAAGGUGGUGGUAGAAUAAGAAAGAUACGAAUGGAUUCCGGUGCUAAUAUCACAAUCGACGAACCUUUACCCGGUUCUAACGAUCGAAUCAUUACAAUCACCGGUAAUCCCAAUCAAAUACAGAUGGCGCAGUAUCUGCUACAACAGAGUGUGCACAACAACACCGACCGUAAUUAUUAAGUUGAGUAAAGGGGGCCUAUCGUACGAAAAAGAAUGAACAUUUUUUUGUCCAUUAUUUUUAUUAAUUUCAAAUAGUGUAACAUUCCAUUUUAUGAGCAUUAUGGUUGGUUAGAUCGUCACAUACAUUUUUUAUAAUACGAAAAUAAUUUCCCCCCCUAUUUUUAUAUUUUCGACCUGUAUAAGUUGAUUUUUAUAAAAAAAAUGGGGAAUUUAUUCUUAUAUUUCUAUAUUUUUACAGAAUAUUUACUUUAUUCAAUUUUUUUGUUCCUCCUUUUUUUGAAAAAAAAAUUAUCUGAUACUUUAUUUAAAAUAAUUUAUAAUAAAAUUUCAAGUACUUUUAAAAAUUCAAAUGUAUGUAAAAAAACUCCUUCACUAUCUCUGAUUAUUUUUCGUAGAACUAACUUUCUAUAAUGUGAAUCUAGUUUCGCAAAUUUUCAUGUGUGGUAAAAAAUGAACUGAUUUUUUGGAUUACCCUUGUACAAUUUGAAAAAAAAAAUACUACAUAUUCAAAAAGUCGCAAUUUUCUUCAAUUGGUCAGUUUUUCAACAAAUUUUUUAUCUAAAUACUUAGAAGAUUUUAAAAUGUGCCCCUGUAUAUGAAAGUUUUGCAUAAAAAUAGUACAAUAAUAGCGAUUCUUCUUUGAUUAAUCAUUAUACAAAGGUGUCAUAAUAAAUUCGAGACUAAAAUGUGGAUUAAACAUGGAGAAAAGUGAAACAACUUUUAGGAGUACCCCUGUAUGUGAAAUUUUCGUAAAAAAUUAAUACCCAACAUAAAAGAGUGAAUAAUCGCGAUUUUUUCAAUAGUCACUAUAUAAGGGCGUUAAAAUAUAUUUGAGAGACUAAAGACGUUUCAAUACGUCAGCUUACAGGAGGAAGGUGAAUUAUUAUACAGGGGUAUUUUAAUGAAUUCGAAUAAACGACGUUAAUAACUUUCGAGGGGUGUUUCAAUUUUUGGAAGUACCCUCGUACAUGAAAUUUUCAAAAAAAAAACAAUAUUUUCUUCAAUUAGGUACUAUACAGUGGCAUCAAAAUGAACUUUUCGAAUCCCCCUUGUACAUAAGAUUUUUUUCUAAAAAAUAGUACAACUCUCAAAAUAGCGUUUUUGCUCAAUCCAACACUUUACGAAGAGUAAUUUAAUGAAUUUGAUAUUUUUAGGUUCUAUAAUAAACGAAAUUAUUUUUAGUAGUACCCCGGUACGUAUAAUUUUCGUUAAAAAAUAUUAAUAAUUAUGAUUUUAUUUAAUUAAUCGCUGUAAAAAGAUAUAUGAUUUAAUUUGAAACUAUAGACUAUUAAAAUUUCGAAAACAUUAACGGAAAGUUACUAUACGAGGGUGAUUAAAUAAAUUUGGAACCGAAAAAUUCGUACAGACAAGGUGUAUAAACAAAAAAUCAGUUUAUUCCUCGAAAAUAAUGAUUUUUUUCUCUAUUUUAGUAUACAUUUAUAAGAUUUAAUCGUAAUUAUUUUGUAUAGUACUAAUUUGAAACUUUAAAUAUUAGCAGUACCGUUUUAAAGAAUCAUCCGUUCUUUACUGUAGAGUACAUUGCGUAAAAAAUCAGUACAAAUAUUUAAAAAAAUUUUCUCCUUUGACAUGCGAAAGCCACAUUUUUUUAUAUAUAUAUACUAAUAUCAUACAACCAAAUGUUAAGUUCUAGUAAUUUUAAAUGGUGUGUACUCAACUGUCAGGUGUUGACGUAUCUAUCAUAAAAUGUAAUGAGAUAAUAAAUAUUUCAAUAAAAAAAAAA
Diorhabda sublineata is the source of this 3186-nucleotide messenger RNA. It is a transcript of the gene HnRNP-K, whose product is annotated as heterogeneous nuclear ribonucleoprotein K. The record is from RefSeq and is a predicted model, not a curated record. NCBI's taxonomy places the organism in Eukaryota, Metazoa, Arthropoda, Insecta, Coleoptera, Chrysomelidae. Gene Ontology annotation, molecular function: mRNA binding. The transcript is spliced from 12 exons. The coding region runs from base 249 to 1445 and encodes 398 amino acids. Gene Ontology annotation, biological process: regulation of transcription by RNA polymerase II; regulation of mRNA splicing, via spliceosome. Gene Ontology annotation, cellular component: nucleus; cytoplasm.